UUUCCUUUUGCUGUCCACAAGCAAGAUGCCAGGCGUCACAGUGAAAGACGUUAACCAGCAAGAGUUCGUCCGCGCUCUGGCGGCCUUCCUAAAAAAGUCAGGAAAGGUAAAGGUGCCUGACUGGGUGGACAUUGUUAAGCUGGCCCGCUUCAAGGAGCUGGCUCCUGUGGAUGAUAACUGGUUUUACAUUAGAGCUGCAUCCACAGCACGUCACUUGUACCUGCGCGGUGGCGUCGGUGUGCUUUCCAUGACCAAGAUCUACGGCGGCCGCAAGAGGAACGGCGUCUGCCCGUCCCACUUCAGCCGGGGCUCCAAGAACGUGGCACGCAAAGUGCUGCAGUCCCUCGAGUCUCUCAAGAUGGUGGAGAAGGACCCCAACGGUGGCCGCAGACUGACCUCCCAGGGCACCAGAGACUUGGACCGCAUUGCUGGCCAGGUUUCAGCUGCAAGCAAGAAGAUAUAAAAUAAAAUCACUUUUUUGAGAAACUUGA
Molecule: messenger RNA, 491 nt
Organism: Alosa alosa (allis shad)
Lineage: Eukaryota; Metazoa; Chordata; Actinopteri; Clupeiformes; Clupeidae
Gene: rps19
Product: ribosomal protein S19
Exons: 6
Coding region: 26-463 (145 amino acids)
Biological process (GO): ribosomal small subunit assembly; translation
Cellular component (GO): ribosome; cytosolic small ribosomal subunit
Molecular function (GO): structural constituent of ribosome; RNA binding
Source: RefSeq, a predicted model, not a curated record